Molecule: messenger RNA, 1779 nt
Organism: Caenorhabditis briggsae
Lineage: Eukaryota; Metazoa; Nematoda; Chromadorea; Rhabditida; Rhabditidae
Gene: Cbr-lron-1
Product: Protein CBR-LRON-1
Exons: 12
Coding region: 1-1779 (592 amino acids)
Cellular component (GO): extracellular matrix
Molecular function (GO): protein binding
Source: RefSeq, a predicted model, not a curated record
AUGAGGUUGAUCUUAUUCAAUUCGUUACUGAUUGGUUUCGUAUUUUCACAAUGCCCAAAUUCACAACUACAGGAACCCUGCUCAUGCACUUCCACAAGAUACGAAGCAGUCAACAUUGUUUGUGAUGGUGGAUCUUCUUUGGAUGAUGUACUGGAAUCUCUGUCCAAUUCUCCACCGAAUAUUGAUAGCCUCACUAUUAGCAAUACACCAAUUGAAAAGAUGCCCGGGUAUGCGUUCCAAGGUUUUCAAAUCAAAAAACUGCUCCUACGAAAUAACGGAUUACGGAGCUUCCACCCGAACACGUUUACUGGCAACCUUGAGGAUUCACUAGAAGAGUUAGAGAUCCGAGGGAACUAUCUGGAUGGAAUCCCACAGUCUGGAGUUUCGAUUUUGAAGCACUUGAAAAUCUUGUCACUACCAGAUAACCUCAUCGAGUACGUGCAAGACAAUGCAUUUCUGUCCUAUCAUAGCAGAGACUCCCUUCUGAAAAUCGACCUCAGCGCUAACAACCUAACCGCUAUCCAUCCUACUGGUCUUCUAGGUCUCGAAAACCUUUCUCAGCUGUCACUGGACAAAAAUUUGUUAUCCGAAAUUCCAUCGCAAGCUCUUGAGAACGUUCCGACGCUAGAAGAUUUGAGUUUGGGAGUCAACAAGAUUCAUGUGAUUUCAAAGGACUCAUUGCCUCUUCCUAAUUUGAAGUCUCUGAGUUUGGAAGUGAACCAGAUUCGUCUUGUGCCAUCGGACAGUUUCGAGCAAACCCCCUUGCUCUCAUAUCUCUAUCUUGGAAACAACCUAAUCACUGCUAUUGAUGCUUCAAUGUUUCUUCACAUCGGAGGACUAAAAGUUUUAUCAAUGAGCAACAACAAGGAUAUCAUUAGCAUCAACGUUAAUGCAUUUCAAUACGCGCCUAGCCUAAUCCGCCUUGAACUUUUCGACUGCUCAAUCAGCAGAAUUGAACCAAAAACGCUUCAAAAAGUUCAACAUCUUCAAGUGAUUCUUCUGAGCAGAAAUCAAAUUACAAGAAUUUCUCAUGACACAUUCUCCAACCUUCCAGAGCUCUCGGAAAUCGACUUGAGUGGAAACUCGAUCAAUUCAGUAGAUGAUUUCGCUUUCAGUCAACUCCCAAUGCUCGUUUCUUUAGAUUUGAGCAGCAACAGAUUAGAAACAUUGCCAAGUAAUGUGAUUUACGACUCAUUGAUGCAGAAGAAGACCACCCCGGUUCAGAGGAAGCUUUCCAUUCAAAAUAACCCUUGGAGAUGCGACAAAGAUCUUCAGUGGCUCCGCAAGUGGCUCAGAGAUAAUGGUGACGUCACCACGACCUCUAGCAACUCUCCGCAAGCAAAGUGCUGGACCCCUUCAAAUCUUAGCGGACUGGAUUUGCGACAGACAGACUCAAAACUUCCGAUCAAAACGACAAAACCUCCAAGUGAUCAGUACCAAAUGAAGAAUCAACACGUCCCAAAUGUAAAUGGCACAGCCCCUCUUGGAUACCAAAAUCCGCACACGGAAGUUAAUGGAUUGGCAUUGGUCGGCUUGAUUUUGGGAAUCGUGCUAAUUGUCUUUGUCAGUUGUAUCGUUCUUGGCUACUUGAUGCGAUUCAUUUUCCUAUCAUACGAAUCGAAAAACAAGCCAAACGUGUUUGGCUCCACAAUCAGCUCCGCCGGAUGCAUUCGGAACAUGUAUGGAGGUGACAGUACCCUGGUAUCUGAAGAUCACGGACACCCAUCCUCAGCCAACAACAAUGUCUAUCUUAACCGACCGCGACACUGGUGGUUUUAA